ACUAGAGGCGGGGAUCGGGGUGUGCGCGCCCGGACUGUAGUGCCCUUGAGCUCUUGCCGGCCCUGUCGGCCCUGUCUCUCGUAGUAACAGUGGAGAAACAGGGCCGAGUAGGAGGCCGCGCCUCCUGGGUCACUAACGCUGCCUGUCGGAGCUGAAAGGGAGGCCGCGGCCCUCAACUUCAAGCCUCGGCCCCUUCCAGGGCAGCGCCCAGGUGGACAGAGCUGCCUCUGGAAUCUUUCGGACCCGUGUUCAUGUCCUGCCUGGGACAGUUCCUAGCUGGCUUCCACUCUUGGAGCCUCUGUUCCCUUUUCUGAAAUGGAGGUUGCUUGUCUCUGAAGGUCUGGCACUCAGCAGGCGCUCGAUAAAUGCUUGUUUAAACUAAAUAUUUAGUUAAGCUUGUUUGUGACAAAUAUAAAAUUAACAAAAAUUGUAAAAUUUUUGGCUGGCAGUUUAUGCUGACAUCUGGAAUCAUGGGUUAAAUUGGAGGAAAAGUUUCAGCAUACAAUGACAGAACAUACAAAAUGUCAGAAGCAAAGCUCCCGAGCAAAGGCACUCUCCUCCCCCUUGCAAUAUGAGUUAGGAGCAUGUAGAAUUGAGUCCCUGCUAUGUGCUGAGCUCCCAGCUGAGCCCUGGACAUUCACUGGCAAAUGCACUGCUCACCAGGGAGUGGUGUUAUUCUCACCAUCUUACUGAUGCAAGAACUGAAACUCAGUGACUUGCCCAAGGCCACACAUGCUGGGUCAAACACAGAUCCAUCUGACCUCAAAACCCUUGCCCUGACCCACCACCAGUCCCAUUUCUUAGCAGGGACUGAGCUACGGGUUCAUCCACUUUAACUCAAAACAUGAAGAAAACAUAACUGAUCAAAAAAAGAAUAGGUGGGUGAAGGUCUAAAAUGGAGUCAAGGAGGUGAUGGAGCAAGAGCAAAGCCCCUUUCAGGCAGUGGGUGGAUAGCACACUGGGCCCACAUGAGGUGGGGGUGGGAGCAACUUAAAGCUCAGCUACCCUCCUGGUCCACCCCCCAAUCCCCAGGGUGGCCGCCACAUCUGAGGGGACCAGAGCCACUUUGGGAAGCUGGACCCUGUGAUCUCCCUAUUUCCACCUGUCUGGGGCUAGUGACGACCUUCAGAGCCCACCUCAGCGGCUGACAUCACAAGAAAGACUUGGGGACCUGGGAGUCCUCAGGAGAGCCUUUCUCUGAGACAUGAAGUCUUGGGGUCGAAUGCUGUGGGCCCUCCUGUCUGGCCCAGGAAGGAAAGGAGGCAUCCAGAGCUGGGCCUUCAGUUCAUGGCCACCCCAUUCACCUCUGGCUGGGUUGGUGAGUGCCACACAGCUGGUCAGCCACUGGACAACAGUCUUUGAAGAGAGAGGCAUCCCUGAGGCCCGGGAAAGCAGUGAGUACAUCGUGGCUCAUGUCCUUGGAGCCAAAACAUUUCAGAGUUUGAGGCCGGCACUUUGGACCCAGCCUCUGACACCUCAGCAGCUACAGUGCAUCCAGGAGCUGAGUAGCCUCAGACUGCAGAGGAUGCCGGUGCAGUACAUCCUUGGGGAAUGGGACUUUCAGGGGCUUAAUCUGAAGAUGGUGCCCCCGGUGUUUAUCCCUCGGCCAGAGACAGAGGAGCUGAUUGACUGGGUGCUGGAGGAGGAGGCCCAGAGGCCCUGUACAGCAGGUGCCCAAGAUGGCCCUGUCAUCCUGGAGGUGGGCUGCGGAUCAGGGGCCAUUGCCCUCAGCCUACUGAGUCGGCUCCCCCGGAGCCAAGUUAUUGCUGUGGAUAAGGAGGACGCUGCCAUCUGCCUGACCCAGGAGAAUGCUCAGAGGCUUCAGUUGCAGGACAGGAUUCGGAUUGUCCCCCUUGAUGUGACCUUAGAGAAGAGCUGGACACACCUUCUGCCUUGGGGCCCCAUGGACUUGGUGAUCAGCAACCCUCCCUACGUCUUCCACCAGGACAUGGAGCAGCUGGCUCCUGAGAUCUGCAGGUAUGAAGACCUGGCAGCCCUGGACGGCGGGAAGGAGGGCAUGGAUGUCAUUACCCACAUCCUGGCCCUAGCACCCCAGCUCCUGAAGGACUUUGGAAGUGUCUUCUUGGAAGUGGACCCUAGGCAUCCAGAGCUUGUCAGCAGCUGGCUCCGGAGCCGACCUGACCUGCACCUUUAUCUUGUGGCUGUGCGCAAGGACUUCUGUGGGAGGCCUCGAUUCCUGCAUAUCCGGAGAUCUGGACCCCAGUGUGGCUGCCCUGUGGACACCUAGCCAGGGUUCCAUCCUUUCUGGAAUGCUGCCCGGAAGGAGGUGGAUGGUGCCUUCCAAAAUCCCAGAUGCUCGUGGCAUUUCCUGUGGCUCUGUGAUUCCCCAUGCUCUACAAUUCUGGGGGACUUGGGGGUAGAAGCCAGGGUGGACGUGUCCUUCCUGGGGUGGCAAAGAGCAGGGGCAUCCCCAGCCCAGCUCAGGAGUUGGAUGGACCUGGGUUCUCAGCCUGGCUGUAUCAUGUCAUUGUGGGUAAGGACAGAUCACUCAAUGUCUCUGCUGAUGGAAUAGGGGAGGCCCCAGGCCUACCCUCCGAAUUGUUGGGGAGGUAUUGGGAGAUAUGGCCAGUAAAAACCAAUAAAUGGUGACCUAAUGUUUUUGUUGCUGUGAUUUGUGGGUCCUCUUCUGCCCCAGCAGGGAGCAAUGUGGACAGAGGCCCAUGGGUACUCGCUUCUGGUCCUGGAUUCUUGGGGCUUGGCACUGAGCAGCUCACUUCUGAGGUUUGACUUAGCCCCUGCCAUCCUGGAUGUACCCCCACACACUCCCCUGACAGGGCCUGGGUAUGGAGCACAGAAACUUCAUCUGAGCUUCAGCUCAUGGGUGACCGCCUGCUCCCUGGAGGGCUGAGACUGAGAGUCCUAGCUGCAUAGUUCUCGGGUCACAUAGCCACAGUCACUUAUCUGAGGGCUUGAGCCAAUGACAAGUGAGCAGGACCCUUACUGACGUUUUAUUCCCAAGGCUUUCAGCUAAAGCACCCCUUCCAGCUGACCUUGAGGUUUUAAGUAACCCAUCUGUUCCUGGUUGGGAUUGGGGAGAGUGAGAAGCCAACAGAAUGGAUUCUAGAUUGUAGCCUCCACCUCAGCUCUGGUCUGUGCAGACUCAAGGCCACCAGGAGGCCUGAAGGCCCAGCCCUCCUGUCUACAGUGCCAGGAAGCCCACAGGUUGGCAGGGGCCAGUAUGAGCCUACAUUAGGGUGAGUGCCGUGGGGCAUGGCAGACCAAGCUAGUUCAUUCUGCCUGACCCUCUGUCCUGGCAUUUUCAAGGGCCUGACCUGGUGGUGUGGUGGUUGAAGGCAGUGUAGUCUGGUAGGCAUUAGCUUCUACUGAAGCCAGGAGACUUGGGGCCCAGGGCUAUGCCUUGCAGUGGAACCUCAGGCAGCUCCUUUCCCUGUGAGGAGCUGGCUGUCUGGCUUAAGGCCAUUACAAGGUAGCAGCCCCAGUUUACUCUGUCAGCCAGGUGGAGUGUGUAGGCUGGCCUCUGAAUGCCCACUCCUCAGGCAGGGAGACUGAGGCUUCAAGACAAGAUAUGACCUGCCUGGGGUCCCAUGGUGGGAGGUGGUGAAGUGGAGAUGGGAAGUUAGGUCCCUGUCUUUGGGGAGUGUGUGUUGCAGGGCUCAUACCCAGCCUGAGCGACUUAUUCUCCUGUUGUGGCUAGCCAUCCCAUUUGCUUCAGCAGAGGCCAGGCUGCAGCAUCCAAGUAUGUAGUGUCCUGUCCUGUGCCCAGUCCCAUCUGCACGGACCCUGAGCUGUCCCCAGCAUCUUUUGAGGAGGAGCUGGGGGCUCCCCCUUAUGGGUACUCCAGAAGGCACCUAGGAGGGUGGAGUAUGGGACAGGCAGGGUGGGGCCCCCCACUUCCUGAGCCCGCUGUACUCUGAGACCUUCACACCUUAGCCUGCCAAGCUCAUCACAGUAGUGCCCUUUCUCCCCUCCUGCCUGCGCCCCUCAGCUCUUGGUGUCUUCAGCAGCAUCUCAGGGUGGCUGCCUGACCCUCAUGGUGAUCCAUUGUCCCCUUGUCCCAUAGUCUGGGUCACCUCUCAGCCAGUGCUGGCUUUCCUGGUAUUCUCACCCUCCUAGCCUCAGGCCUGUUACUGAGGAAAAGCCUUGGCAAGCGUGUGGGUGUGACACCCCAAGUGAUUGUGAUGAUGGAGAGUGACAGUGUAGGGGCAGCUGGGGUCACUGAAGCAGGAGUCACCCUUGGGGGCAUCUUUGUUUCUAGAAAACUGUAGGGCUCGACUCCAUGGGGAAAGAGGUUCAGACCACGUGGAUUGGCAGGAUGGGCCUCAAGCCCGCAGCUACUAACUUGCCUGGGCCCUGGGUCUGAAGCCUGAACACUGUGUUGGAGCCAUACCAGCCUGGGUUCAGAUCCGAGUUCCACCCCUUGUAACCUUGGGCAGAUGACUUCCCCUUCCUCAGCCCUGGCUCCCAAGCCUGAAACGAGACCAAGUGCUUUACCAUAGGGUGGUUGUUGAGGAGACCUUGGGAUGCUCCUUUCAUGGGCCAUUGUGGGUGUUUUCAUUGCCUGCCCUGGAGGGUCUGCACGGGGGUAGUUCUGCACCCUUGGGCAUCUGUCUGGUGCUGGACACCAUCACCUUCCCCCAAGGCAGAGACACAGAGCAGUCGGUGGAGGGAAGGAGGAGUAUCCCUCUUGGGCUCUAGACUUCUCUCUGCCCUUUGGAGAUGGAGCCACCAAGAGGCUAAUAGCCUGAUAGCCCAGGACCUCCCCAUAGCCCCUCCUUCCCCUUCCUCACCAGGUCCUAGUGCCCCAAGGCCCAGGGCUCCAGCUCAGUGAGCUGUUUGCCUUCUUCCCUCCCUCCUUUCUGGGCUAGGGCCACACACUUGAGCUGCUUCCUUUGCCUGUGUCCUGGAGCCUGAGGAGGCAGAAGUGCAGCACGGGGAGCUGAUGGUGGAGCCCAGGCUCUGCCUGCUGACUGCCCGGCCCCCUUCAGCCAGAGCCCCAGAGUGUGGGCGGGGCGAGCAGGAGGCCCAGCUGGACUGGACUCACUCUGGGAAAGCAGUUCUACCCCCUCUUCUGGGGAGGCAGUUGGAUGCUUUUCCCAGCUGUCCAUAGGCUUAUCCAGCUGCUUUACUGAAAAGUGUCCCAAACCCCUAACUACAAGAAAUGCACCUUUUCUGCUUUCCCAUUUCCAUCUGGUCCCCAGACCACCUCAGCUGCCCCCAAUCUCUGCUCUAAACCCUUAGCCGGCUCCCCAACCUGAGUGUGGCUUCUGUGUCCUGCAGAGCCCCGAUUGGAAGAGGUAGCGGAGGGCAACUAAGGGAAAAGCCCUGGGACCCCUCUUAAGGCCCUGUCAGUGCUCUGAGUAAGCUUCCAUCAGAACAGAAGGUUUCACUGCUGACAGGGUUUGAGAAAUGCUGGCCUGGAGUGGGAAGUCCUUUAAUCCCUGUAGGCCAGCCUGUUCUUCCCCAUCCACUUUCAGAUUCUUCACUGACAUGGACUCCAGCCUCCCUGAGCACACCUUCUUCCCUUUGCCCAGGCAGUGCACCAGGAAUCCCCCUGGCCACCACUCCAGUCUAAAUCGUCCCUCUUUCAGGCUCCAACACAAAUGCCAUCUCCUCUGGGCCAUCUGUCCUCCGUCUGUGUCUACUCUGCCUGCCCCGACCCAUACUUCUGCUACCAAUGACAUUCUGUCCCCCGCAUUUGGAAACAUUUUUUCCCUCAUCUCUCUGGGACCCUAUGCAUCUCUGGCAAACCCCAGACUCAGUAAAUAUCUACCAAUAAGGUGACAGUGAGAGCAUUUUCUAGAAUGGCCCAUGUCUGACACAAUGGCAGCUUACAUACACCCUGGCCAGCAGGGACAGGAGCCUGUGAGGGUCGGGCCUCCAGCCCGAGCCAGGCAGCUGUUUCAGCUGAGCCAGCUUCAGCGGCUCAAGUGCACCUGAUCCCUGCACGGUGGCCAUGCUGGGAGAACAGGCUGUUCUUGGCGGUGGCAAGGGCGGCGCCAGGUUUCAUGGAUCUCUGGGCCCCAGCCAGGGUGUUGGCCAGCACAGCAGCCUGAUCCCCCUUAUGACCUGUCACCCUGGACCAGCCCUCUGGGCUCAGCUUGGGGCCGGCAAAGCAACCCUCCCUCUUGUGGUAAGCAAAAUAAUGACCCCCAAAGAUGCCCUCAUCCUAAUUCUCAAGACCUGUGAAUAUGUUACUUUAUAUGGCAAAAGAGACUUUGCAGAUAUCUUUAAGUUAUGGAUCUUGAGAUAUUAAAAUUGGAUUAUCCAGAUGGGUCCAGUGUAAUCACAAGAGUCCUUACAAGAGGGGGCAGGAGUGUUAGAGUGAGAAAGGAUGUGAAGGUGGAAGCAGAGGUAGAAGAGACACAGUUGCUGAAGGAAGAGACCAUGACUCAAGGAAUGCGGGCAGCCUCUAGAAGCAGGAAAAGGCAAGGAAACCGGUUUUCUCCUAGAGCCUCCAGAAGGAAUGCAAUCCUGCCAAGACCUUAAUCUCAGUCCAGAGAAACUGAUUUUGGCUUUCUGACCUCCAGAACUGCGAGAUGAUAAGUUUGUGUUGUUUGAUGUCAUUAAAUUUGUGGUAAUUUGUUACAGCAGCAAUAGGAAACUAAUACAGAUUUUGGUACCAAAGUGGAGUGCUAAUGUAACAAUUAACUUAAAAAUGGGGAAGUGGCUUUGGAAUUAGAAUCUGGAAUGGGCAGAGAUGAGGAAUUUUGAGUAGCCUGAUAGAAAAAGUCUGGUUUGCCUUGAACAUCUCUCUCCUGGGGGCCCUCAGGGUGGAGGUGGAGAAACCCCCUCAACCUGGAGACCUGCAGUGCCGAGACUUCCUACCUGUGUGGCUCACUGUGUUUGAACAGCACUGGGCCUCUCUUAAAAGGAGCAAAGGACUGCCCAGUGUGGGCCCCGGAGAGACUGACCCAGGCAAGACAGGCUGUUAAGAGAUGGAACUUGGAUUUGGCAGGGGAAAGAAGGAAGACUGACCUCUAUGGCCCAUCUUCAGUGGCAUUGGGGCCACCCAGGCCUUCAGAGAGGACCUCAGAGACUGGGUCCUCCAUGGGAUCGUGUGGCUGCCCAGCUCCCUCAGUGUGUGCAGUAGAGCAGGAGUCCUGCACUCUCAAGGUUAUAGGUACCUCAUCUGGGAAAUGAACAUAGGAGCCCCUGCCUCAGCUGAAAGACCUGACUCUUCCAUGGAUUUUGGAGGACUGGGUUCCCUUCAGCCAGCAGGCCAUACCUGGCUCCUGCCACAGGCCUGAGCUAGGCUGUGUCAUCGCUGUGUUCCUGGGGUGGGAUCAGGUCAUCCCCAGGGCCCUCAGCCUUAUAGUCCCCCAAGUUGAGGUCACCAGUUGACCUGUAUCUAAGUCUGGUGCCCUCAACCCUGCCUCCAUUCAGGUUGGGACUGGGACUUCACGCCACAGGAGGGGUACUUGGGGCCUCUGGAGGCCCCAUCCUACUUUGCCAGGGCCUAGGGCUUCUGAAGACACAGCCCCGAUCCAGGGGCCACAUAGCUACUGGGAGGCCAGACAUGGACUGAUGUGCCUCAUGCUAGGUCUAAGAGCUGAGAAUCUGGGGGGCGAACAGUCUGGACACCUGGGUUCAGGGGUCAAUUUCGUGCUGAAUCCCCUGGAUAUGCUUUGGAUGAAGCCAAGAGAGCCUGUUUGUGUUGAAAGGGGUGGAUCUUAGUGAGACCCAUGUCUGUUCCUUAAUCCUCCCCAAACCUCUGUUUGGGGCUUACUUGAGGUCAUACAGCCUCACCUCCUGACUCCCAGUCCAGUGCUCCCCUCAGCCCCCACUGCUUCCAAGGGCCCAUGGUCAAUAAAUUAGGUGGUGUUCAUAUGGCUUUCCAGGUAAUCCCUAAACCCUGGGAUUCUGGCCCAUAAAAUCUUCCAGGCCAGGUUCAUGGGCUGACCUCGGGCCCUGGGUAUGUGGACAGACUUGAGUCCCUUGAAGCCCCUGUAGCUGUGCAGAGAGCAGGGUUCCCCCCUUUCAAAAUGAGCAAGCAUCUCUUCAUCUGAGGGAACUGACUGUGUACCCUCAACCCCAGCUCCUGUUCCCCAGAGCCUCCUGAGGUAUCUGGAAGGACUUUUGGGCAUCUUUGGCCCCAUAAUCAGGAAUCAAAUGUGUAGGAGCUUUAAAUUGUGGUACCCCUCGCCUCCCACAGAUGCCCCAACCACCCUGCAGGGAAAUGGUGAGGAAAGGCCCAUUUCACAGCUCCCAGGGUGGGAGCGGCCAGGGAAGCCUACCAGCCAGUCUCACAGGGAGCCCUAACCCAGGCUGCUCUCCACCUGGUCCUAGCUAGAACAGAGGGCAGAGAGUGGGCUGCCUCAGAGCAGCUCUGUCCCAUGGCAGGCAGGCCUGGCUCGAUGGACCCCUUCUCAGGGCCUGGGGUCUCCUCCAGAAGUCCCACCUUUUUCCCCAGAGCGGGGGAUGCCUCCUCAUUGCCCCCUGCUGUCCCAGGUCUAUAGCCCCCUUCUGGGGCACGUGUCUGGGGGAAUGGAGAGGUCAGACAUCCCACCCUUUGAGCCCAGGGAGCAGGUUUUUGGGACUGGAAGUGCUCACAAAGAUCUCCGUGCUACAGAUGAGGACACUGAGGCCCGGCAGGGUGGGAGCUCAAACCAGGUGUCUUCUCUGGCUCUCAGCCACCAGCCCUGCCUCCCCUGGUGCAGACUCCCACCCCUGCCUUGCUUUUGAAGGACAGUCCUGCCUGCUGAAGAGGCAGCCAAGUCCCUCUGCCGUUUCCUGGAAUUCAAUGAGGCUGAGCUACAUGAGCAAGCAGAGUGAACCCCAAGCCGGCACUGCGGGGGCCUUGCCUGCCUUUGGAUCUUAUAGCCAGGUAAAGAAUCUGGGCAGGCCCACUGGACCUUCCCCCUCCUCCUCAUCUUCCUCCUCCUCCCCAUCAUUGCCACCAUUUCUUGAGUUCCUGCUGUGUGCUUAGCCUCAAGCAGCUGCUCUGCAUUUAUUAGAUUUAAUCCUCACAUAGCUCUACAGAGGAGCAUUUUAAUCAUCACCACAUUGUGGUUGAGGAAACCGAGGCUUGGUGGGGUACAGUCAUGGGUCAUGUUGCUCAGUUGAGCUGGAAGGGAGGGUGACACUGUCACUGGCGCCUGUUUAACUGUCAGAGACACUGAGGCUGGCAUAGCUAGGUCCUGGGCCACCUUCUGCAGAGCUCAUGUAGAGGUUCACCUAGGCCUGUGAACCCUCAGGACAAGACCAAGAGCUGCCCCCAGAAGUCUUUCUAGAAGCCCAGUGCUGCCCUGAUGGGCCCCUCUCCUGGGGUAGGUGGCGCACAGGGCCAGGGACUCAUUCUCCUAAGCCCUAUGUGUCAGACUCUGGGGAGAUGACACCAGGUGGAGGGACCUUCAAAGGAUAGAGCUUGAAUGGAAAUGCUGAGCCAAGUGCUCCUGGGAUGAUUUUACUCAACCCUCGUGACACCCGAUAAGGCAGAGGCUGUGAAUCCUCUCAUUUUACAGACAAGGAAGCUGAGGCUGAGGGAGACAACGGAACUUGCUCACAUGCUCACUGAGCUGGGACUCCAGGGCAGGCUGAGGGCCCCAGGGUCUGAGGCACGCACUUGGUCAUCACUCUAGGCUUGAGGAGGGGAGAACAGAGGACCAGGCAGCAGGGACAGUCUGGGCAAAAGCCCGGAGGCCUGAGACACAUGGGCAGAGAUGUGUUUGGCCAGGUGGGGGCAGUACUCUCAGCUGAGCUCUGAAUUCAUUUCUGGGCACCAGGGGCCUAAUACAAGGGUUCUGAGGUGAAUUAUAGGGUCAGAUGGGCACCAAGGAUGCUCUCUGGCUACCGGGAGGAGGGGGCUGAAGUGGGGUAGGGGGCAGGAGGCUGCAACUGCUCAAGGUCUCGAGGUGGCAUUCUGGAUAGAACUGCCUCACAGCCAUUGCUGAGAGCUUGGAUGUGGGGUGGGGUGGGGGCAGGACCACGAUGGGGCCCAGAGCUCUGACAGGAGAGGCAUCAGUCAGAGACUUUGAGAAUGUGGGGUCCCUCAGCACAUCCCAGAUGUGGUGUGUGGUGUCGGGGGCAGUGGACAGGGGCACCUGCAGCUCCAGACUCGACCACGUGGGGAAAGAGCCCGGAGGGAGCCCUUGAGGUGGAGAUGGGAAGGCCAACCUCCCAGGCCUGAGCCCUGGCAAAAACGGUAACUGGCCACACCAUGUGUAAGGCAGUGCCGGGAGCCCUCUCCACCCCAUUGUAUCAUAAAUACUCUUGGCAGCACAUCAGGAAUGCCUUCCUUGGCCCACUGUACAGAUGCAGAGACUGAGGCUUAACCUGCCCAAGGUCACAGAGCCAGCAAGUGACUGUGCUGGGGGUUGAACCUAAUUCCCUAACUAGGUGCGUAGGGCCUCGACCCCCGUAGGGGCCCCGGCAGCUGAGAGGAUGCCCCCAGGAACGAUGUAAGCUUCGGGGGAGAAGGGUAAAUGUUGGGUCAAACAGAAAGCACCAGACACAUGCAGCUUCCUUUUGGCCACCCUUGGUGCCUAAUUUACAUCCCUCAAGGCAGAGGGGCCAGGCGGAGGGGGUGGGGCAGAUAGUGAAAGCAGCUGCUACUGAAAUGAAACUCUGGUGUCCUUUGGGGUGGGUGGGUCCGACAGACACCCAGGCACUGACCCUGCAUCUCAGGUGACAUGUGGCUGAAGGGAGUGAGUCCCCAUCUCAGCAUGGAGGAGGUAUGCAGUCUCCCAUGUGGUAGAGGGGAGGGCUUAAGGUCUCCAGGCCU
Messenger RNA from Loxodonta africana (African savanna elephant), 10702 nucleotides. It is a transcript of the gene HEMK1, whose product is annotated as HemK methyltransferase family member 1. Gene Ontology annotation, molecular function: nucleic acid binding; protein methyltransferase activity. The coding region runs from base 1205 to 2248 and encodes 347 amino acids. The record is from RefSeq and is a predicted model, not a curated record. The transcript is spliced from 10 exons. Gene Ontology annotation, biological process: protein methylation. NCBI's taxonomy places the organism in Eukaryota, Metazoa, Chordata, Mammalia, Proboscidea, Elephantidae. Gene Ontology annotation, cellular component: mitochondrion.